AUGUCUUCGUCAAACCGUAUACCAGACAUCUAUGGCCCAGGAACCUACACCGACACGACCUUCACACCAGUUCCCAAAGAUACAGCUCGCAUCUUCCACCUCCUCGCCUCCCAAACCCCCACCUUCACCAAAGAUGAAGCUUUCCUCUCCAAAGUCAGGUUCACGGGAGAGGACUUCCCCGUGAUCCCCGGUCCUAUCAAAGCCACAUCCGUAGCAGCAGCCCUCCAUGCUAUGUGCGGCGUCGUCGCAGAUGAGAUCCUCUCGCUCCGUGGCGCACAAGACCUAAACCGUAGCAUCACUGUGAACACCACGCACACAGCGCUGUGGUUCGGCGCCGUCGCGGCCGCUUACCUGGGCGGCGAGGAUGUCCUGACGCUAGCUGGAAAAGGCGAGUUGAAGAAGGUGCUUCCGGACUGGGAACGCGGAUGGGUGGACACGCCGCUCAAAUAUCGCGCAACGGGGCUGUAUCCGACUAGAGACCCUGAGACGUGGUACUCGCUGCACGGCAGUAUGAACGCAGAGCCUGUGCUUCGGUCUAUCGGGCUUGAUCCAGCUACCAAAGUUGGCUCCAACGAGGAGGCUGCUGCGAUGAUCGCAGGGCAUACCAAGAGAUUUCUGCCUGCCGAGCUCGAAAUGAAUAACCUCAUGAACGGUUUUUGUGGCUCGGUGUGCUUCAGCCCGAAGCAGUGGAACGAGAGCAGCAUGGGGAAGAGUCUGGCGGAACAUCCGCUUGUGGAUGUCGAGCAGCAGACGCAUGCUGUACCUACAGCUCCGGUGGCGUUCCCUCCACUCACAGCUGGAGAUCUCAGACCUCUGGCUGGUGUGAAGGUCAUCGAGAUGACCCGCGUUAUCGCCGGACCGCAAAUCGGCACUAUCCUCACAUCUCUCGGUGCGGACGUCAUCAGACUUAACCCGCCGCACCUCACAGACAUCAACAUCUUGCAGCUCACUCUCAACGCUGGUAAACGCACCACAACCGUGGACCUCCGCAAGCCCGAAGAUCGUGCGCAAUUGCUUCAGCUCCUCUCGGACGCCGACGUCUUCGUGCAGGGUUUCCGCCUCGGCAAGAUGAAGAAAUUUGGCCUCGGGCUCGAGGAAAUGCUCGAGAUGGCAGGUAAACGCGACAAGGGCAUCGUCUACGUAUCCGAGAACUGCUAUGGACGUGAGGGACUAUAUCGCGAGCGUCCAGGGUGGCAGCAAAUUGCCGAUGCUGCGGCGGGUUCCGCGUAUGUGACUGGCAAGGCGCUGGAACUGACGCAGAACCUACCUGCAAAUGAGGCUGUCUUGCCUAGUUUGCCUAUUUCUGAUAUGUCGACUGGUGUCUUGGGCGCAUUGGGAACACUGAUCGCCCUGCGCGAUCGCGCCAUCAAAGGUGGGAGCUACUCUGUUCAUGCGAGCUUGACGGGCGUGGAUGCGUACGCGCUGAGGCAAGACGUGGGGUUGUACCCCGUUUCCAUCGUGCAAGAAUGCCAAGAGAGGUUCCAGUGGCAGAGUAUGCGUGGAUCACAUCAUGUGCUAGAUAUUCUCGUCACGGUAUGGAAGGGGUGGAAGAAGGUCCUUGGGAACUACCUAAACGAAGACAGCUGCUGGUUCCAGUCUUUCUCCGAGAGUGCUUUUGAUGGGAAGAUGUUGUCAAUUCUGAAGCCAGUGGCGCAGAUUGCGGGCGCCGAGACGGAGUGGAAGGCGCCGAGUGUGCCGUAUGGAUCGGAGAGGCUGGCCGACUUGGCUUGGUAA
Didymosphaeria variabile is the source of this 1734-nucleotide messenger RNA. RefSeq lists its product as uncharacterized. The transcript has a single exon. Bases 1 to 1734 code for a protein of 577 amino acids. The record is from RefSeq and is a predicted model, not a curated record. Lineage: Eukaryota; Fungi; Ascomycota; Dothideomycetes; Pleosporales; Didymosphaeriaceae. Gene Ontology annotation, molecular function: catalytic activity.